CCUUUCCGCCUACACCACCUGCUAGCGGGCAGAAGCCUGUAACUAGUUAAGUAAAUUAAAUCACCCAAAUUGGGCCGCGCCUCUAUUAAAAACUAGCUAGGUGGGUGUCAGAAAACUAUGAAGAAAAAGGAAGCUCUCUUUGUCCUGUUGAGCUUUGCUCUGCUAUCUAUGAUGGCUUUGAGUUACCUCCUUUAUGCUAAAGGAAAGAGAGUCAUUAUCUUCAGAGGCAUGCUUCAAGAAAGACUUGUUAACGAAUUAGACCAGGAUCAGCACCUCUUUCAUCCAUCAUCAAGUCUUCAGGAUUUAUGGGUUACAGUUAACAAGAACAUAGUGGUCAGACGUUUAGGUUUUCAUGACACUAGGAACUCCUCUUAUCCCAGUGUAGUAUUCAACUGUAUGUAUGAUGACAGAUCAGAAUUGCCACACUUAAGAAAACUGUAUAGUCUUCUAACUUUUAGGAACAGAUCAACUGCUUGUUAUUUACUAGAAUACUGGGUAGCUAUUGGUGACCUUGGAGCAAGAGAAAGAUAUCAAGAAAUAUAUUUUAAUUACAUAUUGCGAACUAAAGAAAAGAUAACAGAAGCACCAGUUCAUGGUCAAAUUUCAAUCCAUUCAAACUGUAGUUUCCUUUCUCGCACAAUUCCAAUUAAAGACAAUACAACGAAUAAGAAUUACACAUAUGCAGUCUGCCUUCACAAGAGUAUAUAUAAUCUAACUGAGCCUGAAAUGUUAGUGCAUUGGGUUGAGCUCAAUUUGGCACUAGGAGUGGAAUUUAUGACAAUAUAUCUUCAAAACGGGUACAUUCCUGAGUCAUACUAUACACUAAUGAUACCUUACAUUAAGAGAGGAAUAGUUGAAGUACUGGACUGGGGUCUAAGACCACCAGUCAUUCCUGGAUACACUAAAUUCUGGGGACAGACUGCAGUCAUCAAUGAGUGUCUCUACAGGAACAUGUAUAGGGUCAAAUACUUAGGAUUAUAUGACAUAGAUGAAUUUAUUAUUCCUCAAAAACUAAAAACCGUUCCAGAACUCAUCGAAACUUUUGAGAAAGAAAAUCCAAAUGCGCUUAAAGCUGUGGCAUACAUUGCCAGAAAUGCAUUCUUUUACAAGAGGAAGGAAAGUCUUCCUGAAGUAAAGAGGUUACCUCGCCGUACAAUGCUUAUGUGUUACAGGAUGAGCUUUCUACCAAGAUAUUAUACAUUUACAGUUAGGAAUCAAGUGACUCACCUUCAACACCAAUAUCAUAAGGUAAUUGUGAAGCCUACUGCAGCAAUCGGAGUGUGGACUCACUGGGUCAAGAAGUACAUGGAUGGCUAUACUAAAGAGUUUUAUUUCUCAACUGAGGAUGCUCUCAUACAUCACUAUCGCGUUCCAGACAAGUAUCCUUUGACAGAUUUUAAUGAAAAGGUUUUUAUCAUGAGCCGGUACUUUAAUGAAACGUUUAAGGGAAUAUCUGAGAAUUUAUGUAGAUAUUAUUAUUUAUGAAUCAUUAUUGUAUAUUAUAGGUUGUUAAUUUACUACAGUUGUUUUGAGUUGCAAUCAACACAAUGUUGAUGGUGAUUACAAU
Messenger RNA from Amphimedon queenslandica, 1567 nucleotides. Its product is annotated as galactan beta-1,4-galactosyltransferase GALS2. The record is from RefSeq and is a predicted model, not a curated record. The coding region runs from base 118 to 1485 and encodes 455 amino acids. NCBI's taxonomy places the organism in Eukaryota, Metazoa, Porifera, Demospongiae, Haplosclerida, Niphatidae. Gene Ontology annotation, cellular component: cytoplasm. The transcript is spliced from 4 exons. Gene Ontology annotation, molecular function: glycosyltransferase activity.